Molecule: messenger RNA, 855 nt
Organism: Coffea eugenioides
Lineage: Eukaryota; Viridiplantae; Streptophyta; Magnoliopsida; Gentianales; Rubiaceae
Product: DNA replication complex GINS protein PSF3-like
Exons: 6
Coding region: 99-665 (188 amino acids)
Biological process (GO): mitotic DNA replication initiation
Cellular component (GO): GINS complex
Source: RefSeq, a predicted model, not a curated record
AUUUUCCCUCCAUUCUCAUCCCCAUUCCUCCCUCCCAAAUUUUCUGCAAAAUCAAUCUUGUCCUUCCCUCGGAAGAAGAAGAAUUUCAACUUCUUAAUAUGGCGAAUUAUUAUGAUAUUGAUGAUGUUUUAGCUGAAGAGGAGAUUUUACCAGCUGUAUUCCAGCAGGCAGCGGACUGUUUCGGGCUACUUGAUUCUAGUGAUGAUACAAAUGAGGUUGAAGCCGGUGCGAAAGUAGAAUUACCAUUUUGGCUAGCUCGUGAUUUACAUGUGAGAGGAGUGGUAGCCGUCGACGUUCCGCCGUACUUCAGAAAAGUUUCUAGAACACGCAAGGAAAUUGAGGCUGAUGCUGCACAUGUGGAUCUAAGAGGUCGAUGCCAGUAUUUCUAUGAACUAGGACUCAAAAUAGCACCACUGGUUGGUGACAAAACCAUUGGACCUUUCCUCCUAGUUGCAUUUCAGACCAGAUACAAGGAGGUUCUUGUAAAGGCACAUACUGCUGCAUCUGCAGUGGCUCCCAAGCACUUAACACUGCUAACAAAUGAAGAGGCCAAAUUAUAUGAGGCUGGUCAAUUGUCCACUGCGGCAUUCAAGAAGUGGCGGAUGGGUGGACCAAGAUUGCAAAGAGCUCCUGUUCUUGGUAGGAAGAGGAAACCAAUAGAAUAGGUGACCUUUGUUAUCUUUGUUAAUGGAUGUCACAGUGUGUGAGCUCUCCAUUUCAUGUUCUUUGGUAGGGCAGAUGUCAUGGAGAAUAUGUAGUUUAUGCUGUUUUAUCCUAUGCAAGAAAUUCUUGAAGGAACCAAAACAGCUGAAUACAAUUUUCAAUCAUGUUCUUGGUUAUAUUAGUGGUUAUUUG